AAAUUUUUUUUUUUAAAAAUAAAAUAUUUUCUGUAAUUUCUGUUUGGGAUAAAGUUGGAUAUGUUAUACUGUUUUAUUUUUUUUUCUUUGAAAUUAUAUUUCUAUCAAAAAUACAGUGUAUGAUUUCUUCCAAUACAUAACUGACUACAAUUUUACCAUUACAUUACUAGAUGUUGGUUAGUAGAUGUUGACUUUAAGAAUUAUUUGAAAAUAAUGGAUUUUUAUUUUCGUAUAUAUUUAUAAUGCGAAAUGAAUUUACAAACGGUUUUUCAAGAUUUUAAUUCGAGUAAAUUUGUUGUGCAUACCUGCCUAUUAACUUUUACUAUUAUAUUUGCAUUAAAAUUGGACAACUAUAUUACAUGGUCAUAUUGGACAGUUUUUUCUCCAAUAUGGGUUUGGAAAACGUUGGUAAUUGUUGGGGCUAUGAUAGGAAGUUAUGUGUGGUGGAGAUACCCACAUUUCAGAUUGGAAGGUGAAGCUUAUAUUCAUUAUAAAUCUAUGUUAAUAUCAUUAGCAUUACACUUAAUAUUGUUAAUGUUCGAGUUAUUGGUUUGUGAUAAAUUAGAAUCUUCGAGACAUUUAUGGAUAUUAGUUUUUAUUCCACUAAUUUUUAUCAGUAUUGUUAGUAUAGCAGUUUGUAUAUGGGCAGUUAAACACGACAGAAGUUUUGAGUUGGAACUUUUCUGUGCUGUUAAUAUAUUACAGUUUAUAUUCUUAGCCUUAAGACUUGAUGGAUUCAUUGGAUGGUCGUGGGAGGUUGUUUUUGUGCCAUUAUGGAUUGUAAUGUGUUUAUCAUUGGUAGGUGUCUUAUACACUAUAAUAUUUGCUGCUAUACUUUUACGCACUCCAGAAGUUAAUGCACAGCAAAAAAGGAGCAGUCUUCACUCUGCCUUAGGGUAUACCUUUUUAGUAAUUCCCAUUUUGAUAUUUCAGGUUUUAUUAGCUAACAAAUUAGAUGAAGAUAUUCAAAUUACUUUUACAGCUGUUGUUAGUCCACUUUUUAUAUCAUUCUUUACUUUAAUUUUAAUGUCAUUUAGUGCCAAAGGGGCAAACAAGUGGUGGUUUGGCAUAAGGAAAGAUUUUUGCCCAUUCAUCUUAGGUGCAUGCCCAUUGCUACAAGAAUAUGGUAAUAUUGCUUAUCAUACUGAACCUCAUCAGAACGGAGUUGAACUUGAACAACAAAAUGAUAAGCAAAACACACAUACCAAGAAAGCAGAUAGUAUGAAGCCAGUAUUACCUAUUGUAAGUAUAGAGAUGCCAGACUGAAAUUUUCAAAAUCGGAAUGAAAUGUUCCAUAAAUGGUAUGAAACUAUUGAAAAUGUGUUCAGAAAUAAGAGCAAUUUUGUUAAGAGUAUAUAUAUAUAUAUAUAUUGUAUAAUUUAUGUAUCUGUAUUUUUUCUUUUAUCUGCAUGAUUUGGAUGCAAAAGGUCAAUAGAAUAUCCAAUCAUAUUUAUAUUACGAUAUUUCUUUGUAAUUACUUUCUGUGCUGCCAAAUUGGGGAACAUUUACCUUGUUUUCAUUUACUUUUUUUUCAAUACUAUUUUUUUUUUUAAUUCAAUUUGAAAAAAAAAAUAUUUUUAUAUUACAUCUGGAAUAUUACUUUAAUUUUUGAACGAUAAUUAUUAUUUAUUGUAAAAUGUGAUUAAAUUUUUUGUGAUUUAAAUGCACAAGUUAUGACAUAAAAGUAUUACAUUUUUUUUAAAUCUUAGGAAUAAUGUUUGAACCAAAUCAAAACAACUGUGGCCCAAAAUUAUU
Messenger RNA from Sitophilus oryzae (rice weevil), 1755 nucleotides. RefSeq names its product transmembrane protein 185B. The record is from RefSeq and is a predicted model, not a curated record. The coding region runs from base 250 to 1266 and encodes 338 amino acids. Lineage: Eukaryota; Metazoa; Arthropoda; Insecta; Coleoptera; Curculionidae. The transcript is spliced from 7 exons.